This is a messenger RNA of Centropristis striata (black sea bass), 2918 nucleotides long. RefSeq names its product RAD21 cohesin complex component like 1 (gene rad21l1). Gene Ontology annotation, cellular component: synaptonemal complex; cohesin complex. Gene Ontology annotation, molecular function: chromatin binding; protein binding. Bases 99 to 1703 code for a protein of 534 amino acids. NCBI's taxonomy places the organism in Eukaryota, Metazoa, Chordata, Actinopteri, Perciformes, Serranidae. The transcript is spliced from 13 exons. The record is from RefSeq and is a predicted model, not a curated record. Gene Ontology annotation, biological process: mitotic sister chromatid cohesion; synaptonemal complex assembly; replication-born double-strand break repair via sister chromatid exchange.
ACAACAGCUAACUACUCACUCUACUUAUCCAAUGUCGGCUAUCUUAUCAGACACAUUAGCUUUUCUUGUGUUUGUCGCAGGUGACGGCUAGCUCCAUCAUGAUGUUCUACACUCAACUCUUCACGUCCAAGCGGGGGCCUCUGGCCAAAAUCUGGCUUGCAGCACACUGGGAAAGGAAACUCACCAAGGCCCAUGUAUUUGAAUGUAACAUAGAAAUAUCCAUCAAAGACAUAAUUUCCCCAAAGAUGAAAAUUGGUUUGCGGACAUCAGGUCAUCUGCUCAUUGGUGUGGUCCGGAUCUACUCCAAGAAAACAAAGUAUCUCCUCGCAGACUGCAAUGAUGCCCUGGUUAAAAUUAAAAUGGCAUUCAGGCCAGGUCUGACUGAUCUGCCUGUGGAGGGGCUCGAGGCAACACUAAAAGCAAUUACCUUGAUUGAAGAUUUCACUUCCUUUGAUGCCCAGCUACCAGACCCAAGUAAUAUAGAUGUCGUGGACCAUUUUUCACUGAACCAGUGUCGAACAGAGGAAAUUACUCUGAAAGAGGAUUUUGGAAAUGGCUUUCUGAACUUGGUAGAUUUUGGAGAUGAGUCCCAGAGCCACCAGAGUGGGCUGCUGGAUACGAGCUUCCAGAGCCUGGGUCAACAUGGAGACGCUUUUGGGGAUGAAGAUAAAACGUUCGACCUACUCGACUUUCUGACAUACCCCAGUGAUAAUGCUGAGUCCCCCAACUUCAUGCCAGCAGAGCCUCAAAAUGAAAGUCCAGAGAUCUCUACAGUCAAUCAUCAACCAGAUGCUGAUGCAGAUCCUACAGUGAGUGAGACCACGCUUUUCGCCAAUGAGGAGGAAGCCUUCGCUCUUGAACCUGUAGCUGUCACUCCAACCACAGAGAAGAAGAGGGGAAAGAGGAAACGCAAGUUGGUUGUGGAUGACACUAAAGAGCUGACCAAUGAAUUCAUCAGAGAGCAGCUUUCUAAUUUCUCAGAUCUGGUUGUUCCAAUGGACAUGGCCCCACCAACCCUGAAGCUCAUGCAGUGGAAGGAAAGCGGAGGUGCAGACAAACUCUUUGCACAGCCGUGUUCCAGUGCAGCAACUUCACAGAUUAAGGAGGUCUUUACCAAAAGUGUUUUCCAGGUGAAAUGUAAUGGUGUGCAUGAGGAAGUUGAGGUGUUGCGCCAGAAUGUACAAGAAGCUCAGAGGGACAUGAGUACACUCAUGGAGGACGUCAGUGUUGUAGAUUCAUCGAUAGAUGCUGAAAGAACACACAACACUGAGCUGACAGAACUCAAUCACAUGAAUGACAAUCGACAUGAGAACUACUCAGACCUUGCACAAGAUGAAAACAGGUCGGAGUUCACUCAUCCAGAACUUCCAUCAGAGGACUCCAUGUUUGUCCAUCCGUCCUACUUGAAGCAGGAGACUCAGUCAGCUUCCCUCCACACUCAGUCUUUGCUGGACAGCCAGGACUUUGAGGAGAGGAGGAUAACCAGGCGGACACAGAAGCUUCUGAACACUCUCAAAAACCAGAGCAACAGUGACAGCACGUUCAGCCUGCAGGCACUCUGUAAAGGAGUCACCCGCCCACAGGCUGCAACCACUUUCUUCUGUCUCCUGGUCCUGAAAAAACAAAACACCCUUCACCUACACCAGAGAGCACCCUAUGAGGACAUCCUCGCUACACCUGGACCCAAGUUCUAUGAUGAGUAAAACAUGAAACGGUUGCUUGAAGUUAUAAAGUUGCAGGCCUGGUCCCACAUGUUUGUGUUACGACUAAGUUUGCUCGAAUAGGUUUCAGCUUGAAAAGGAAAAUCUCACUUUUUGUCACGCACAUUAAUAUGUCUGUGUCUCAAAACGUGAAAAUAUUCCUUUUGCUUGUUCUUGGCACUUUGUUUGUGAGAAACUGGGAAAGUAUCAAUGAAGGAACUUUUUUGUCUAAAGUUGUUUGUCAGACUGUUUUUUAUUAGGCUUCUGACAUCAGACAGGAUCUAUGCCAGAUAUGGUCUUCACAUCACUAAAUAUUUUAAGCGAUCUGCAAGAUCCUCUGAAUAUUUAUUUUUUUAUUGUUCUGCAUGUUACAGUUAUUCUUGUGAUCUUUGAGGUCGGACACUUCUUGCAUGUUUAGUUAGUGUAUUACACCAGCUCCUUUUCUAUUUAUCAUAAAUACAGAUUUUAAGUAUGCAUGUAAGACCUGCACCAGGUGUCAAUUUAACCCCUGUUCUAUCUUGGAGAGGAAAGCAAAAAUGGACAUUUCAUUACAGGCAAAUGCUGUUUAAAAAAAAAAAAAGAAUUGCUCUAAAGUACAGGUAUCAUUUAUACCUAUUUAACACCAUUUCCUGUUUUGCAUCUAUAGGAAACGCAAGAUUGAAUGUUUAAUCGAUUUGUAUACAUUCAUAUAAUUAUUUAUUUGGUAUAUGACACUCUAUAUGGCAUUCAUAUAUUAAUCUUUCAUUCUUGUGGUCAAGAUAUUAUAUUGAACAUUAUUUUAUCCUGUAGCUCAAGUCUAGACCACUGAGUACUCCCUUCUGCACAGCACAGAACUGUGGGGUGACUGAUGUUAAAUUAAAAAUACGGUAAUACACUCAAAUGGGGUUACAUGUAUUUAUCAACCUACACCUUGUCAGAAUUGUAUCCAUUUUAUUCUGUGCUUAAUGCAGGCCUGACAUACAUUCGAGGAAAGCAGUAUAUAUUUUUUUUAAUCACACAUUUUACAGGAGGUGGCUGUUAGUACAGACCGCAUGCUUAGAAGUCACAAGAGUGACUGGACUUGAGUGGCAUUCCCAUUUCUCACUUGCUCUUGGAGUUUAUGUAAAAAGUCUUGAGAAUUAACAGUUUAACCCGUUUUAUAUGUUUGUUUUCUCUCAAAUUGUAUGUCAUGACAUAUAACUGUGGGUUGUGUUAAAAUAAAUGCAUGAAUGAAUGUGA